AUGGAGCUGUCCGAGGUACGUUGCUUGAGUGACAGCGAUGAGUUGUACACCAUCAACCAGACGCCCCCUAGUGGCGGUGCGCGCUCCCAACGCCUGCUGUGGCAGACCGCCGUGCGCCACAUCACGGAGCAGCGCUUCAUCCAAGAGCACGGCAGUGGCAAAGCCCUGAGCUCAGAAGAGUCCUGCUGCCCCAACCACACCCAUCCUUCCCGGCGCCAGUCGGCAGGCAAGAGCCUCGGUGGCCACAACAAUGGGGGCACCAAAGUCUUCCCCGAGCGCAGCAGCAGCAGUGGAGAUCUGGGCUUCCUGCACCUGGAUUGCGCUCCCAGCAACUCCGAUUUCUUCCUUAACUGGGGCUACACUUACCGGGGUGUGAUCUUCCCCACCUUACGCAACUCCUUCAAGUCUCGGGACUUGGAGCGCCUCUACCAGCGCUACUUCCUGGGCCAGAGGCGGAAGUCAGAGGUGGUGGUGAACAUCUUGGAUGUGCUCACCAAGCUGACUCUCCUGCUGCUCCACCUCACCCUGGCCUCGGCCCCCAUGGACCCCAUCAAGGGCAUUCUCUUGGGCUUCUUCACAGGCAUUGAAGUGGUCAUCUGUGCCUUAGUGGUGGUCAGGAAGGACACAACCUCUUACACCUACUUGCAGUACAGCGGUGUGGUCACCUGGGUGGCCAUGGCCACCCAAAUCUUGGCUGCAGGCUUGGGUUGUGGUCUCCUGGGCGAUGGCAUUGGCUACGUGCUCUUCACUCUCUUUGCCACCUACAGCAUGCUGCCUCUGCCCCUCACCUGGGCUAUUCUGGCUGGCUUAGUUACCUCCCUCUUGCAGCUCGUCAUGCAGACAUUCAUCCCCAGGCAGGCGGUGACCUCCAUCAACCAGACAGCAGCUCAGGCGGUUUUAUUUAUGUGCAUGAAUACCGCUGGGAUCUUCAUUAGCUACCUAUCCGAUCGAGCUCAACGCCAAGCCUUCUUAGAGACCCGAAGGUGCGUAGAAGCUCGACUGCGGCUGGAAACCGAAAACCAGCGGCAGGAACGGCUGGUUCUGUCUGUGUUACCUCGAUUUGUUGUGCUGGAAAUGAUUAAUGACAUGAGCAACGUGGAGGAUGAGCAUUUACAACACCAGUUCCAUAAGAUCUAUAUUCACCGUUACGAAAAUGUCAGCAUUCUUUUUGCAGAUGUAAAAGGAUUCACCAAUCUCUCUACAACGUUAUCAGCUCAAGAGCUGGUUCGGAUGCUGAAUGAACUCUUUGCCAGAUUCGAUCGCUUAGCCCACGAACAUCAUUGCCUUAGAAUUAAGAUCCUGGGAGACUGCUACUAUUGUGUCUCUGGGCUUCCAGAGCCUCGGCAGGAUCAUGCUCACUGUUGUGUCGAAAUGGGACUCAGCAUGAUCAAAACCAUCAGGUAUGUUCGGUCAAGGACAAAGCAUGAUGUGGACAUGAGGAUUGGCAUACACUCUGGAUCUGUGCUAUGUGGGGUCCUGGGUCUGCGAAAAUGGCAAUUCGAUGUGUGGUCAUGGGAUGUCGACAUUGCAAACAAACUUGAGUCAGGUGGAAUACCCGGGCGAAUCCACAUAUCGAGGGCUACUUUAGACUGCCUAAAUGGGGAUUACAAUGUCGAGGAAGGACACGGCAAAGAACGCAAUGAAUUUUUGAGGAAGCACAACAUUGAGACGUACUUGAUCAAACAGCCUGAGGAAAGCCUGCUGUCUCUACCUGAAGAUAUUGUCAAAGAAGCUGUCACUUCUUCAGACAGGAGGAACAGCGGAGCAACGUUCACUGAAGGAUCCUGGAGCCCUGAACUGCCUUUUGAUAACAUCGUGGGAAAGCAGCAUACUCUGGCUGCCCUAACAAGAAAUUCAAUAAAUCUGCUUCCAAACCAUCUUGCACAAGCUUUGCAUGUCCAGUCUGGGCCUGAGGAAAUUAACAAGCGAAUAGAACACACCAUCGACUUGCGGAGUGGCGAUAAGUUGCGAAGAGAGCAUAUCAAGCCUUUUUCCCUGAUGUUUAAAGACUCUGGCCUGGAACAUAAGUAUUCCCAAAUGAGGGAUGAGGUGUUCAAGUCGAACUUGGUGUGUGCAUUCAUCGUCCUGGUGUUUAUCACUGCAGUCCAAAGUUUACUUCCUUCUUCAAGAAUGAUCCCAAUGGUUGUUCAGUUUUCAAUUCUAAUUCUAUUACAUUCCGCUCUCGUGCUGAUAACCACUGCAGAGGAUUAUAAAUGUUUACCCCUGGUGCUCCGGAAAACUUGCUGCUGGAUUAAUGAGACCUACCUGGCCCGAAAUGUCAUCAUCUUUGCCUCAAUUAUGAUUAAUUUCCUGGGAGCCAUCAUCAAUAUUCUCUGGUGUGACUUGGACAAACCACUGCCUUUUAAGAAUCAGACUUUCAACUCUUCAGAAUAUUUUACAGACAUUUGCUCCUACCCAGAGUAUUUCGUCUUUACUGGCAUCCUGGCUAUGGUGACCUGUGCUGUGUUCCUCCGUCUCAAUUCCGUCCUCAAGUUGGCCGUGCUCCUCAUCAUGAUUGCUGUCUACUGCUUCCUGACUGAGACCAUUUAUGCUUCCCUGUUUCUCCAGUACGAUGACAUCAAUCAUAAUGGAGACACAGAUUUCCUGGGGACUAAAGAAGCCUCGUUGCUCCUCAUGGCCAUGUUCCUGUUAGCUGUGUUUUAUCACGGCCAACAGCUUGAAUACACAGCAAGGCUAGACUUUUUGUGGCGUGGCCAGGCCAAAGAAGAAAUCAACGAGAUGAAGGAGCUAAGAGAACACAAUGAAAAUAUGCUACGCAAUAUUCUGCCAAGCCACGUGGCCCGUCACUUCCUGGAAAAGGACCGAGAUAAUGAA
Python bivittatus (Burmese python) is the source of this 2835-nucleotide messenger RNA. The record is from RefSeq and is a predicted model, not a curated record. NCBI's taxonomy places the organism in Eukaryota, Metazoa, Chordata, Lepidosauria, Squamata, Pythonidae.